AUGUCGGUUGUGCCUCUAUACAAUGCCUGCCAGGUGUGUGGCGACCAGAGCUCUGGCAAGCACUAUGGUGUCUCUUGCUGUGAUGGCUGCUCCUGCUUCUUUAAGCGCAGCGUACGGAAAGGUUCCCACUACGCCUGCAUAGCGGUCAAGAAUUGUGUGGUGGACAAGGCGCGACGUAACUGGUGUCCUUACUGUCGCUUUCAACGCUGUCUUGCCGUGGGCAUGAACGUUGCUGCCGUGCAAGAGGAGCGUGGACCACGUUGUCAGCAAGCGGAGAGCAGUCAGAUUCAUUCUCGGCGCUUACUAAUGGUGGCAUCUCCACUGCCUUCGCCCGCUGGUCAGACACUGCACUUUCAGAUACUGGCGCAAAUUUUGGUCACCUGCUUACGUCAAGCUAAACUGAACGAACAGUUCAGGUUGGUGGAGCGCACACAGCAGGAUGCCAUUUUACAAGUGGUUUGGAGUGAAUGUUUUAUUCUUCGCGCUUCGCAUUGGACUCUGGAUAUAAGUGCCAUGAUCGAAGGAUGCGGAGAUGCACAGCUCAAGCUACAGCUGGCUGAGGCACAACAGUUGCGUGCCGAUAUCUUAGAGCUAAACUUUUUAGAAACGCUUAUCCUGUGCCGUAGAGAGCUGGCUUUGAGUGCUGAGUAUGCUGUGGUCUUGGACUCACAUGCCAAUACAGCGCUUUGUUCCUUGGCUCGUUAUACACUAUCCCAAAGAUCUCAUUGGUUGCGUUUUGGGCAACUUCUACUCGGCUUACGGCAGCUUUGCCAGCAACGACAGGACUGUGCUCUUUCCAGCAUGUUUCGGAAUGUUGUGCGAGAUAUUUUGAAAACGAUUUAA
This is a messenger RNA of Drosophila busckii, 843 nucleotides long. It is a transcript of the gene Hr83, whose product is annotated as COUP transcription factor 2. NCBI's taxonomy places the organism in Eukaryota, Metazoa, Arthropoda, Insecta, Diptera, Drosophilidae. The transcript is spliced from 2 exons. The record is from RefSeq and is a predicted model, not a curated record. Gene Ontology annotation, biological process: cell differentiation; anatomical structure development; regulation of transcription by RNA polymerase II. Gene Ontology annotation, molecular function: RNA polymerase II cis-regulatory region sequence-specific DNA binding; nuclear receptor activity; zinc ion binding. The coding region runs from base 1 to 843 and encodes 280 amino acids.